This is a messenger RNA of Polychytrium aggregatum, 1503 nucleotides long. RefSeq lists its product as uncharacterized. The record is from RefSeq and is a predicted model, not a curated record. Lineage: Eukaryota; Fungi; Chytridiomycota; Chytridiomycetes; Polychytriales. The transcript is spliced from 4 exons. Bases 97 to 1257 code for a protein of 386 amino acids.
AGCGACCGGAUGAACUCGACGUGGAGAUUCCGCAGGAGCUGGGGCUUGGUUGAGGCCAUGGCGGAUUGCGGGAUACGAGUGAGAUGACGGUGAGCAAUGGAGCCAGAGCGAAUCACAAAGUCUGGCGGCUUUGAUCGGCGCGAGCCAGGGCCACCCCAAUCAGCGAGGCUCGCCUCAACCGCACAGACGACGGACGGCCUGCGACCCGAAGCCGCUCAGGACCAUCCUCCAAACACCCGAGGACGCUCUGUCUUUCAGCGCCCAGAAGCAGGACCGUCGCUUGCUGCAGCGCCGAUUCUCGCCAAGGACACGUCAGAGACAGACCCUUGGUCCUUCGCGAUCACCAGAACAGCUCGUCGCCUCAUAACGACCACGCGAUACACAAUGUCGGCGAACGUGCGCAUCCAUCCCUCCGUAGAGGCCAAGCCAACGCCGUCGGAUCCUUAUGACGAGUCCAUCUACGCACUGGUCAAGCCCGCACCAACCGUCCCAGCCAUGUACCGCUCCAAGUUUGCUCAGUCGGUGCGGGCGGAUCUGAAGGCCUCUCGCACUCCUACCAAGCCGGCGGGCGGCUCCAGAGUGCCGAUGCAGGGCUUGGGCAAGGUCAUGAGCCCGCUCAACUCGUCGCAUGGCUCGGCGUCAGACAUGAUGCCCGGUCGCAAGGGUUCUCCAACAGCGCCUGUCAAUGCAGCCCAUCCGUCCCAGGGCACGGUCCCAUGCUCCUCGACAGGCCUGUAUUUUGCCACUGGGAGAAGCCAGCCGACAGCGCCGACCAAAACGGUUCGCGGCCGGAAAGGCAAGAAAGCAUCGCUGCGACAGCCCGUCCCGACUCGACUUGAGAUGCUGGAUGUCGGGGCCGACGACGACAUCAUCGGGAGUGCAUCCGACGAGGCUCAUGACGGCAGAGAGCGAGGAUCGGCCAUCCGGAGCAAGCCAGGAGCAGUCCGCAAGACGACACCAGCGACGACCCGAUCGUUGGCAGGCCAGCCACCAGCACCAAAGCACGAGCUGGCCGGCACCAUCUCUGUCAACGAACGGGGCGAGAAGCUGGUGCUGCUGACGGAGCAGGAGCGACUGCAGAAGCUCUCUGAGCUCCAGGCCUUCCACUCGCAGCUCGAACGGGACUAUUCGCGGAUGCCGAUCGUGGUGGACACGUUCUCACAGAAACGCAGGAAGCAGAAGCUGGAAGAUGACCUGCGGCAGGUCGAGUCCAUGAUCAGCAAGAUGAGCCACAAGAGUGUCAUCGAGGCCCGAUAGGGGCAGGCAGCGAUGCGUUUGCGGACCCAGGCCGGCCGAUGCACAGACAUCCGUGCUCGGUGCCGGGGACAAAUUUGAGCGGACCAUGGGCCCACGGGGGGAGGCGACGCUGUCGACAACGAGCAAGCGAUGCCCAGGUGACUGCCGGACAACGACCGGGCAGCGACAGAGUGAUGGCCAGGAGAUAUCUGCUGCGACUGAGCGACAACCCAAAUGCAGGAGUCUCGACCACGGCCUGGCCCGCAU